Fusarium falciforme is the source of this 804-nucleotide messenger RNA. RefSeq lists its product as hypothetical. The record is from RefSeq and is a predicted model, not a curated record. Bases 1 to 804 code for a protein of 267 amino acids. The transcript has 6 exons. Lineage: Eukaryota; Fungi; Ascomycota; Sordariomycetes; Hypocreales; Nectriaceae.
AUGAAGACCACCACCUUCGCCGUCGCCCUCCUGGGCCUCUUCCCCGCCGUCAUGGCCGCUGAGUCUCUGGCUCCCUCCCCUACCGAGUCCGUCGGUUGCGAGCCUCAUGGCGACCACUGGCACUGCGAGGCCGCCCGCACCACUCUCGCUACCGCUAAGGCUCCCGCUACCACCGACGAGGAGGAUCACGAUGAUCAUGACCACGAGGCCGGUGAGAGCGAGGCCCUUGCUCCCUCUCCCACCGAGUCCGUCGGCUGUGAGCCCCACGGUGACCACUGGCACUGCGAGGCUGCUCGCACCUCCGUCGCCGAGGUCGACGCCAAGACCACUACUUUCGACCAUGCCGCCGGUGCUACCGAGUCUCGCGCUCCCUCUCCCACCGAGUCUGUCGGUUGUGAGCCCCAUGGUGACCACUGGCACUGCGAGGCUGCUCGCACCUCUGGUGGUGCUGCCGCCGACGCUGUGACUUCCGAGUCCAUCGCCCCCUCUCCUACCGAGUCCGUUGGCUGUGAGCCCCACGGUGACCACUGGCACUGCGAGGGUCCCCGUACUGGUACUGACGUCGCCGCUGCUACCACCGAGGAGCACGACCACUCCGCUGGAGCCACCGAGUCUCUGGCCCCCUCUCCCACCGAGUCCGUCGGCUGCGAGCCCCAUGGCGACCACUGGCACUGCGAGGGUCCCGCCACCGGUGCUGCCUCUGGCACUCCCACCUCUUCCCCCGAGGUCACCGUCACCAACGCCGCCGGCAUUCAGAUGGUCCCCGUCGUCGGCCUCUUCGCCGCGGCUGCUCUGGCCCUGUAA